AUGGCCCUUACGCAGACGGUUACCAUCAUCAAUAACUCGGGCAAGAUCAUAAGUACCGGCAAACAACUAGCCGGUAUCUUCAAGGAAGCCAAAGCAUCCUACCAAGAGAAGAAGGCCGCCAUCAAGGCCGAUCGCGAGGUCCUUAAGCGCGCGCAGACCUUCGACACCUCUCGCGAUCUCCCGCCCGAGGCCUUUGACCGCCGCUACUCGCACGACGAUGGCCGUUCCGUGGCCAGCUCCCGGAGGAGUCACCGCUCCAGACGGUCCCGGUCGAGCCACCGAUACCACGACCACGACGUUGAGUAUUACCCUCGCCGGGCCCUGACCGAGGACAACCUCAAGACGCAUUCCGAAGUCUCGAGCGUCACGCCGUCGAGGGCGCCGCCUCCCUCCGCCUACCGCGUUCCCUAUGCCGAGACGGCGCCGCGCGACAUGGCCAUGAGCCGCCCGACCUUGCAUCACUACACGACGGCACCGACAGGCAGCGAGAGCAUCGCGGACUCGGCGACGAUCCGCGGCUCCAUGGUCCCGCGCACCAUGUCCAUGCCCGUGCUGGCCAAGGACCGCAAGGAGAAGGAUAUCGACAUGGACCUUGCCUACGGCAAUAUCCCGCCCGAUCUGCAGGACCGCACCGACCUGGACCCCUUGACCAAGGAGAGGGAGGCAAAGACGCUCGUCGCCAGGGUCGAGGGGCUCCUUGACGAGGCCAAGUGCAUGCACCACUCGGCCACGGCGACCAUUGCCCACCUGCAGGGGAACCCGGACGCCGCCGCCGCCGUGGCGCUGACACUCGCCGAGCUGUCGACGCUGCUGAAGCAAAUGUCGCCGGCCUUCCUGUCCGUCAUCAAGGGGGGCUCGCCCGCCGUCUUCGCGCUGCUCGCGUCGCCGCAGUUCCUCAUCGCGGCGGGUGCGAGCAUCGGCAUCACGGUGGUCAUGUUCGGCGGGUGGAAGAUUGUGAAGCAGAUCAAGGACGCGCAGGCCCAGAGGCAGGCAGCCAUCGCCAAUGCCAUCGCUCUCGAGGCCCAGCCCGCCCCGCAUGCAAUCGAGUACGACUACCCGCCGCCGGAGCAGCAGCAGUAUAGCGACGCCUACGGCCAGCCGCGGGAGGGCAGCGUCGCGUACGACGAGGCGUACGUGCUCGACCCGCGGCUCGACGAGGAGCUUAGCUCGAUCGAGAGCUGGCGGCGCGGCAUCGCGCCGUUUGGCGAGGACGAGAGCGCCGACACGGAGCUCAUCAGCCCGGAGGCGGCGCGUUCGAUGCGCGGCGACCCGGACACGCACACGGAGCGGAGUUUCCGUACGCAGCGCAGCUCCAGGACGCACCGCAGCUCGAGGACGGAGAGGACGGAGAGGACAGAAAGAACGGAGAGGACGGAAAAGUCGCACCACUCGUCGCGGUCGCACCGCAGCAGCAGCGCGCGCGAGUCCCAAGCGCCCGAACGCAUGAGCAGCGUGGCGGGAUCCGAGAGGGAGAGGGAGAGGGAGAGGGACGCCGAGAGCGUCGCCAGCAGCCACCGCAGCCACCGCAGCUCCCGGUCGAAGCGCAGCGAGCGGGCCCCGACGCUGGCCAUCGAGGACGGCAGCCGGCAAAAAGAAGAGAACGAGGCCGUUGAGGCGGUGCUGCGGCCCAAGAAGAACAACAUGCUCAAGAACUUGUUCAAGAAGAAGGAGAAGGAACACCGGGACCGGGAGGAGAGGGUCUCUGCUCUGGUGUUUUGA
This is a messenger RNA of Colletotrichum higginsianum IMI 349063, 1719 nucleotides long. RefSeq lists its product as uncharacterized. The record is from RefSeq and is a predicted model, not a curated record. NCBI's taxonomy places the organism in Eukaryota, Fungi, Ascomycota, Sordariomycetes, Glomerellales, Glomerellaceae. The coding region runs from base 1 to 1719 and encodes 572 amino acids. The transcript has 2 exons.